This is a messenger RNA of Stylonychia lemnae, 429 nucleotides long. NCBI's taxonomy places the organism in Eukaryota, Ciliophora, Spirotrichea, Sporadotrichida, Oxytrichidae. The record is from the annotation of a GenBank genome assembly.
AUGAAUUCCUUGAUCUUAUCAAAUGUAAGAAUGUUCGCUAGAAACUUCAAAACUCUUAGUCACCUUAGAAUUAAUUAAUAAAGAUUGAUGGUACAAGCAUCAAACAGACUUACUUAUCUCAACUAUCAAAGAUUCUCCACCGCUCCCCUUAGUGACAGUGAAGUUAUUGAACUAGUAGAAGGCAAGGUAUUUGAAGUAUUAAAGAGUGCUGCAAAAUGUAAUCAUGCCAAAUUAUCAAGAACUGCUACUUUUGAAGAACUUGGCUUUGACUCUCUUGAUAAUGUUGAACUUGUACUUGCAAUGGAGGAGCACUUUGGAUUUGAUUUAAGCAAUCAAGAUGCUGAGAAAAUAACUACUGUAAUGGAUGCUAUUCAAAUUUUCCACACUUACCAAGUCAAAAGAUCACAACCAGCCACCUAGCAAUAAUGA